AGUGAACUCGGCGUGCAACCAAGCCGAUCAAUCCCCAACUCUGGCCUUCAGCGAAAUCAGAGAACUCUCUUCUUUCCUUUUUGGAAAAUUGGGACAGUUGAGAGAAUUUCUCCCUUAAUCGAGGCCUUCAACAAUUUUGAAUCUUCGUCAUCGAAGGUCCGAAGGCUUCUGAAUCUUCCGGGCGUUAGAUAAAACCACAAGGUUCCCUCAGCAGAAAAGAAAUGGCUAUCUUGUAUGCCGUUGUGGCACGAGGUACGGUGAUUUUGGCGGAGUUUAGUGCUGUCACCGGCAACACUGGCGCCGUCGCGCGGCGGAUCCUUGAGAAGUUGCCGAAUGAAGCUGACUCUAGGCUCUGCUUCUCUCAGGAACGCUACAUCUUUCACAUUCUGAGAUCCGAUGGCUUGACCUUCCUCUGUAUGGCCAACGACACAUUCGGCAGGAGGAUUCCUUUUUCUUACUUGGAGGAUAUCCAUAUGCGGUUCAUGAAAAAUUAUGGUCGAGUGGCCCAUUAUGCCCCUGCCUAUGCAAUGAAUGAUGAAUUUUCAAGAGUCUUACAUCAACAAAUGGAAUUUUUUUCCAGCAAUCCCAGUGCUGAUACGCUCAACCGUGUUAGAGGUGAAGUAAAUGAGGUACGGACAAUUAUGGUGGACAAUAUCGAAAAAAUACUGGAGAGAGGGGAUCGUAUUGAACUACUUGUUGAUAAAACUGCAACAAUGCAAGAUGGUGCAUUCCAUUUCAAGAAACAGUCCAAGCGACUUCGUCGAGCUCUUUGGAUGAAAAAUGCCAAACUUUUAGCUCUGAUGACAUGUUUGAUCGUAGUAUUGCUAUAUGCAAUAGUUGCUGCUUUCUGUGGAGGAGUUGCUCUAUCUUCUUGCAGAUCUUAAAUUCCACAAACGGGUAUGGUAUGAGGGAUAGAUUUAAAACUCAUUUGCGGGACUUUCAAAUUGGAGGAUGGAUUCAGCGGCUUGGCCCUAUAGAAUCAUAACAUAUAAUACUAUGUUCAUAAAGCAGUGAACUUUCUAGGUUUGUCCCUGUAAAUUCUUCUCCUGAGGUGGCAGUAUGUUUGUAGCUAUUAGCUACUACUAUUGCUCCUGGAAGGCUUGUUGAGUUUAUACUUGUGCUUCUGACUUCUUCUUUUUUUCCAUAUGUUUUGUAAAUUGCUUGAUGUUUAGUGAUGUCAUGUGUUUGGUUA
This is a messenger RNA of Benincasa hispida (wax gourd), 1192 nucleotides long. RefSeq names its product vesicle-associated membrane protein 714 (gene VAMP714). NCBI's taxonomy places the organism in Eukaryota, Viridiplantae, Streptophyta, Magnoliopsida, Cucurbitales, Cucurbitaceae. The record is from RefSeq and is a predicted model, not a curated record. Gene Ontology annotation, cellular component: membrane. Gene Ontology annotation, biological process: vesicle-mediated transport.